Molecule: messenger RNA, 1974 nt
Organism: Talaromyces stipitatus ATCC 10500
Lineage: Eukaryota; Fungi; Ascomycota; Eurotiomycetes; Eurotiales; Trichocomaceae
Exons: 4
Coding region: 1-1974 (657 amino acids)
Biological process (GO): copper ion import; iron ion transport; intracellular iron ion homeostasis
Cellular component (GO): plasma membrane
Molecular function (GO): ferric-chelate reductase activity
Source: RefSeq, a predicted model, not a curated record
AUGUCGCAUAGCUAUAAGAUAGCAUAUACCAUCCAAUUUCCUGUCCGCUUUGCGAUUAGUAACUACAAUGUGAUGGAGCCUUUUGUCGGUUACCUUGUGGCUAGCAUAUUGUGCCUCUGUGUCGUGGCUUUAAUUGCUUUCCGGAAUAGAAAUCGCUUAAUGCCUGUGGCUUAUCAAAUUUUGCGAAUACUUCAAAAUACAUGGAAAUAUCUGCUAUAUACAAAUAUUGUUGGACGACAUCGAUAUCUCGGCCCCUGGACCGUGGCUGAAGUCCUGCUACACCUCCUAUACAUUUCGGCAAAUGUACUUGGCGUCGUCUAUCCUCCCAUUUCUGUGCGAGGCCUUACUAGUCGAGCCGGUGCUGUAGCCCUUGUUAAUAUUGGAUUUCUAUGUUGUAGUCUGAAUGUUGACUUUGUGGCGGAGAUCUUUGGCCUGACCCCGAUGAAAUGGAGGCACUUGCACCGCGCGGUGGCCUGGAUGACGGGGACAUUGACCACUGUUCACGUCAUCUCUGCGGUACACCAAGGCUCCACACAGUUGGGACGUGCCAGCUACGUCGGCUCUAUUUUGGGAUUCGUCCUUAUAUUGACGAUACUCAUUGCGUCUGCUAAUCCGCUGAAAUGGUGGAGUGGAUUGUUGGCUUCCAAUUUCCAUGCAUUGUUUGCACUCGUUGCGAUCACUGCCGUAUAUACCCAUAUAGUUGUCGAGACAGGUGUGUCUUGGAAGAUUUUCAUCCUUCCGGGUAUCUUUACUGUAACCCUCUCGAGGGAUGUCUGGUAUUUCCUAUAUAGAAAUGGUAUGCUCAGUGGGAAAGGUUGGACCCGAGUCUCUUUCAUUCGACUUGGGGAUAAUACAACACAGCUCUGUCUAUGCCCGGGCAGACCGGUACAUGUUUACCCUGGUCAGUAUAUCAAGUUGUGGGUUCCAUUCUCCAAACACUCUUCGUGGUGGUACUUCCGGCAAUAUCAUGUCCAGUCGUGGGAACCCACGGCACAGCAGCAGCUGAAGCUCUACGAUCUUCCCAGCGGGUUCAUUUCCAAGAGUCAAAAGAAAAUGUUAUACUUGCAGGAGAGCGCGCCACACCGGGCAUUUUUCACUGGCCCGUACGGCUUACAUCACGAGUACACCCAAUAUGAGACAAUACUGAUAAUAAUUUACGAUUAUGGAAUCCUGUCGGUAUACUCUCAGCUUCAAUAUAUCUACUAUUGUAUUGAGAAUAGGACAUCAAAGGCACGUCGACUGCGCCUGGUGUGGCAGUGGGACAUUAUACCGAAAACGGAAUAUUCUUUCCCUGAAAUCAAGGCCCUUGAAGAAAAAAUCCAUGCGAUACUUAACGAGUUCUCGCAAAAAGUCGGUCUAGACCCUAUCGUGCUCAAGUAUCACCUCGGUAUAUACACCCCUCCAGAAAAGCCGGAAGACGACCGUAUUCUAGAAGGUGAUUUGGCACAGAAAAGGAGACAUACGGAUAGAGAGAGUCUAGAAAGCGCGGUUCGAGAAUAUAUCUGCGAUGAAAAAAGCGACCCCGAAAACAUCCAGCUCCGUAAAGCGGCUCUUCGCCAUAAGAUCAAUACAGUAGAAAUGCAAAUCGCGCCACUGGAAAACAAAAUCGAGCAGUAUGCGGCGCAGAUACGUAUAUUGGAUAGCGUGACUAGCUGGAUAAACACUAAAUUGAAGCAAAAGAUUGAGAAUAGCCCCAUAGAGUGCAGCGUCUACAUUGCCCAGGGUUUGGAAACUUACAGCUCAGGAAGGGCAAAGACGAUAGCGGGUACCGCAGGUGUCAGGUCUAUUUUUGAAAUGGAGGUACAAAAUCACCGAAGACGAAUAGCCGCCGAUGCUCCUGGAACUAGGAGGAACUUUCUUCUCAUGGUCUCUGGUCCCCCUUCUGUACAGGACCUUGUCCGUAAUCUCACAGGCGAGAACUUAGGUGAUGUUGACUUAAAAGAGUUUCAGUAUAUACCUGCUCAUAGGUUUUAG